Messenger RNA from Yamadazyma tenuis ATCC 10573, 1713 nucleotides. RefSeq names its product amidase. The record is from RefSeq and is a predicted model, not a curated record. Lineage: Eukaryota; Fungi; Ascomycota; Pichiomycetes; Serinales; Debaryomycetaceae.
AUGUCCGCUGAUACGAUUUUAGCCCAAGUUGAUGUUACCCAGUACGAAGACCCUGAAAAGUUCAAGGCAUUCAUUCCAAAACUUGAAAAGUAUAGACAAGCUUUGAACGAUGCCAUCUUACCACAAUACUCCGUUGAAUUACCUGAUAAGGUUGAAAACUUAACUGCUAAACAAUUCAACCCUGUGAAAUAUUUGUACAGCCAAAAGCUUUUAACUCCAUCAGAGUUUGAAAUCACCGAUUCCUCUGCUCCUCAAUUGGUUGCCAAAUUCGCCACAGGGGAACUCACUGCCGUUGAAGUGUUUAAAGCUUUUGCCAAAAGAGCCACCAUCGCCCACCAAUUCACCAAUUGUGCUUUGGAAAUAUUCACUAAAGACGGUUUGAAAAGAGCCGAAUACUUGGAUGACUACUUCAAGAAAAACGGAAAGUUAAUUGGUCCAUUGCAUGGUGUCCCCAUCUCCUUGAAAGAGCAAAUGGAUUUCAAAGGUAGACAACGUCAUGCUUGUUUUGUGUCGAAAAUCGACCAUAUAUGUGAAGCUCACGGAACCAAUGCCCAGAUCUUGGAAAAUUUGGGGGCUGUUUUCUACAUUAGAACCAACCAGCCCCAAACAUUGAUGCACUUGUGCAGUGAUAACAAUUUCAUUGGUGUCAGUAGAAAUCCCUUCAACUUGUCAUUAACUCCAGGAGGAUCAUCAUCGGGUGAAGGAGCACUUGUGGGAUUUGGAGGUUCUGCUAUUGGGGUUGGAACUGACAUUGGUGGUUCUAUCAGAGCCCCAGCUGCCUACUCUGGAUGUCAUGGUUUGAGACCAACUUCCAAGAGAAUCGGUCUUGCGGGAAGUUUAUCAGCUGGUGCCGGACAAGAAAGUGUCAUGGCUGUUGCUGGACCACUUGCCAGGACUAUUGAAGAUAUCGACUACUGGAUGAAACACUACAUCAACGAUGGGAAACCAUGGGAGGUUGACCAGAAUACCUUGAGACUUCCGUGGAAGGAAGUGGCUGCUCCAAAGGCUUCUGAUUUGACGAUUGCUGUGAUGUACGACGAUGGAAUUGUCAGAACCACUCCUCCAAUUACUAGAGGAUUGAAGGAAACGGUAGCAAAAUUGGAAAAGGCCGGAGUGAAGAUUGUGGAAUUCAAGCCUAUUAGAACCCAAUUGGCCUAUGAUACUGUCAACAGUAUGUAUACCUGUGAUGGUAACGAUGCUCAAAGAGAGUUAUUAGCUGCUUCUGGUGAACCACUCUGCAGAUUGACCAAGUGGUCUUUGAACUACGGAGGUGGUAAGGAACUUACCGUCACUCAAAACAGAAAGUUGAACAUGAUCAGAGACCUGUUGAGACAAGAAUACACUUCCUUUUUGAUUGACAACAAAAUUGACUUUAUCUUGAGUCCAACCUAUAAUAACGUUGCUCCAAAGCCAAAACAAGUCUACAACUGGAGUUACACCUCGUUGUUUAACAUUUUGGAUUUCCCUACUUUGGUGUUCCAAACUGGUAUUUUCCAAGACCCCGAAAUUGAUCAAUGGGAUGCCUCUUAUAAGGACUAUAAAUUCAGAAGUGAAUUGGAAGAAAUUGAAUGCAACAUAUAUAAUCCUAAAGAAUUUGUUGGUGCUCCCGUUGGUUUGCAAUUAAGUGGAAGAAGAUACUUUGACGAAGAAGUGGUGGCUGCUGGUAAGACUAUUGUCGAUAUUUUGCAAGUUGAUUUGACUAAAAUCAAGUGA